AUGCCUACGGUGUGGAAACGAAUCACAUUCUCGGUGGCCUCCGUGCUGUGUAUCGGUUCCGUGGUGCUCCUGAUCGUGGCUCUCUCCACGGAGAGGUGGGCCACUGGCCGGAUCCUGUGUAAAACCGGAGUGGACAUUGUAAAUGCGUCGAACCCAGAGCUGAACAAAUUUAUCGGACACAUAUAUUACGGACUGUUCCAAGGGGGCAAGACCAAGAAGUGUGGACUUGGUGACAGGCGUUCUAAAAUAUACAUAUUUCCAAAGCUUGUGAAGACACUGAAUACUGGACUGCAUAUGAUGGUGAUCCUCUUCUUGCUGGUGGCGAUAGGCUUUGCGCUGGUCAGUCUGUCCUUCUGUAUUUACAACGCUCGCAAGGUGCCCUACCAAAGCAUCAAGGGACACAAGGGACUGUAUCUUUGGAAUGUUAUAGCUGCUCUGUUCGGUACCCUAGGUGUGCUAUGUUUCCUGGCAGCCAUGAGACACCAUCACCUGACGGAGCACAUCGCCAACCACAAGGAGAGCUUCUUCCUCCUCACCGUCCUGGACGACCGCCUAGAUUGGUCCUUCUGGCUGGGCGUGGCCAGCGUGGCCACGCACGUGGCGGUCUGCGGCGUGGUCGCCAUGAGCCGGAUCAAGCUUCCCAAAGCGCAGAAGAAGAAACCCGAGCAGCCGGUGAUCUCGGCCCUGGAUCUGCUCUACUGA
Molecule: messenger RNA, 702 nt
Organism: Gadus chalcogrammus (walleye pollock)
Lineage: Eukaryota; Metazoa; Chordata; Actinopteri; Gadiformes; Gadidae
Gene: clrn2
Product: clarin 2
Exons: 3
Coding region: 1-702 (233 amino acids)
Source: RefSeq, a predicted model, not a curated record